Molecule: messenger RNA, 735 nt
Organism: Hansenula anomala
Lineage: Eukaryota; Fungi; Ascomycota; Saccharomycetes; Phaffomycetales; Wickerhamomycetaceae
Gene: RPS6A
Product: 40S ribosomal protein eS6
Exons: 2
Coding region: 1-735 (244 amino acids)
Biological process (GO): translation
Cellular component (GO): ribosome
Molecular function (GO): structural constituent of ribosome
Source: RefSeq, a predicted model, not a curated record
AUGGAUUUCAAGAAUAAUAAAGCAGGGAGAUUAAACAUUGCUUAUCCAGCCAACGGUACUCAAAAAACCGUCGAUAUCGAUGAUGAACAUCGUUUAAGAGUUUUCUACGAUAAGAGAAUCGGUACUGAAGUUGAAGGUGAAUCAGUUGGUGAUGAAUUCAAAGGUUACGUUUUCAAAAUCACUGGUGGUAACGAUAAACAAGGUUUCCCAAUGAAACAAGGUGUUUUAUUACCAAACCGUGUUAAAUUAUUAUUAGCUAAAGGUCAUUCAUGUUACAGACCAAGAAGAUCUGGUGAAAGAAAGAGAAAAUCUGUUAGAGGUGCCAUUGUUGGUCCAGAUUUAGCUGUUUUAUCAUUAGUUAUCGUUAAACAAGGUGAUGCUGAUAUUGAAGGUUUAACCAACGAACAAGUUCCAAAAAGAUUAGGUCCAAAAAGAGCCAACCAUAUCAGAAAAUUCUUUGGUUUAACUAAAGAAGAUGAUGUUAGACAAUAUGUUAUUAGAAGAGAAGUUGUUAAAGGUGAUAAAAAAUACACUAAAGCUCCAAAAAUUCAACGUUUAGUUACUCCACAAGCUUUACAAAGAAAACGUCAUUUGAAAUCAUUGAAAAUUAGAAAUGCUCAAGCUCAAAGAGAUGCUGCUGCUGAGUAUGCUCAAUUAUUAGCUCAACGUUUACAUGAACGUAAAGCUGAAAAAGCUGAAGUUAAAAAGAGAAGAGCUUCUUCAUUAAAAGCUUAG